Molecule: messenger RNA, 1644 nt
Organism: Molossus molossus (Pallas's mastiff bat)
Lineage: Eukaryota; Metazoa; Chordata; Mammalia; Chiroptera; Molossidae
Gene: CCT8L2
Product: chaperonin containing TCP1 subunit 8 like 2
Exons: 1
Coding region: 1-1644 (547 amino acids)
Biological process (GO): protein folding
Cellular component (GO): chaperonin-containing T-complex
Molecular function (GO): ATP binding; ATP-dependent protein folding chaperone
Source: RefSeq, a predicted model, not a curated record
AUGGACAGUGGGGCCCCCUCCCCGCAGGAGCUGCCCCAGCGGCUUUGGCCGGGCCCCAGCGGUUCAGCAGCAGAAGAGAAGCACCUUCUCAGCAGCCUGGCCGCGGCCCACACCUUGGCCAGGAUCAUCCGGCCUUGCUACGGCCCCCACGGCCUCCAGAAGCUCCUGGUGACCGCCAAGGGAGAGACCGUCUUCACUGGGUAUGCCACGGCCAUCCUCGGGGCCCUGGACCUGGAGCACCCUGCCGCCCGGCUCCUGCGGGAUGCGGCCCUCAGCCAGGCCCAGCACAGCGGUGACGGAGUGGCCUUCGUGGUGCUGCUGGCAGAGGCCCUGCUGGCACAGGCCGAGCGCCUGCUGCAGGCCGGCCUGCCCCGAGCCCAGCUCCGGGAGGCCUACGCCGCGGCCACCGCAGAGACCCUGGCCCUGCUGCCCUUGCUGGCCGUCCGCUCGCUGGGGCCUUUGGAAGACCCGUUCUGGGCCCUCCAUUCGGUGAUGAAUACGCACACUCUGUCCCACGCGGAAUACUUGACCAAGCUGGUGGCCCAAGCAUGCUGGUCGGCCAAGGAGCUGGACGGCACCUUCCGCCCGGAGCAGGUGGGGGUGUGCGUGGUGCAGGGGGGGCAGCUGGAGGACUCGUGCCUGCUCCCGGGGCUGGCCGUGCGCGGGACGCCCCGCGGCCAGGUGACCAUGGUGCAGAGAGGCGCCAGGGUGGCUCUCUUUGACUGCGCCUUUGGCCCCGCCUGUCCCAAGGCGCCCUCCAAGGCCCGGCUCUCUAGUCCCACCGACCUCCUUCGCUUCAGGACAGGGAGCGACAUCCUGAUAGAGAGGCAGGUGGCCCAGCUGGCCGCCGCGGGGGUUAACGUGGCGGUGGUGCGGGGGGACAUCGAGGAAAAGAGUCUCUCGCAGGCGGACAAGUACGGCAUCAUGGUGAUUGAAGUGAAGUCGCUGCGGGAGCUGGUCUUCCUGAGCGAGGUGCUGGGCACCCCUUUGAUGCCUCACCUGGUUGCUCCCCAGGAGCCAGGGAAAUGCCAGCAGGUGUACCCGCAGGAGCUGGGGGAAGGCCUGGCGGUGGUGUUCCAAUGGGAACCUGCGGGCACCCCUGCCCUCACCCUGGUCCUCAGGGGGGCCACGAAGGAGGGGCUCCGGGGGGCAGAGCAGGCCGUCUACCACGGCAUCGAUGCCUUCUCCCAGCUGUGCCAGGACCCCAGGCUGCUUCCGGGGGCGGGGGCCGCGGAGAUGGCCCUGGCCAAGCUGCUGGCCGACAAAGGCUCCGCGCUGGAAGGGCCCACUGGGCCCGCGCUCCUGGCCUUUGCCCAGGCCCUGCGGUCCCUUCCUGCAGCCCUGGCGGAGAACGCGGGCUUGGCGGUCUCCGCCGGGAUGGCAGACAUGACGGCCUCUCACCAAGCUGGGCACUGCCUGGCGGGAGUGGGGCCGGAAGGGGUGAUCAACGUGGCCCAGGAAGGGGUGUGGGACGCCCUGGCGACCAAAGCCCGAGGACUUCGCACGGCGGCAGAGGUGGUGCUGCAGCUCGCCACUGUGGACGAAAUCGUGCUGGCCAAGGACAGUCCCGCGCGCCAGCAGGACUCGGACCCUCAUCCUCGGAGGGCAAAGGACCGCGCAUCGCCCGUAGGAAGAAAUAAGUAG